This is a messenger RNA of Paramormyrops kingsleyae, 576 nucleotides long. Lineage: Eukaryota; Metazoa; Chordata; Actinopteri; Osteoglossiformes; Mormyridae. The record is from RefSeq and is a predicted model, not a curated record.
AGACAAUAUGAAUUGCGAAACGGUAUGUAACGGGAGGGAGGCUUUUAUUUUGAAGUGUCUAAGCCCAAAAGCCACCGGAAGUACGUUUCAGCACCGGCAGACUCUGGAGAGGAUGAGCCAUAAGUUUGAUGGGCCGCCACCCAAUUACAUCAAAACCUACCCGGCUGACAUCAGCGUGGAGGGCAGUCCGGCUGUCCUCCGGCACAAGGCCAUGUUGGAGCCCGAUAACACACCUUUUAAGUAUGUCCACCCCCCUCACCGACCCUUUGCAGAGCACCAACUGUUUUAUCUGCAGCUAUCUGUGACUCCUGCUCUCCCCAGGACGAAACACCACUUAUGGUUUCCUGUAAGGCGUCUGUGGCACUUCUUGGUCAAACAGGAAAUCCUCCAGGAGAUUCUGAUCCGAUAUAUCUUCAGUAAGAAGCGGAAGCAGACUGAGAUACGGGGAGAGUUUCACUCCUCAUGCUGCGUGCGCACCAAUCGGCAGACGUGUGGAGGGAUCGCGACCCACACGCUCCAGUCUUUCCGUGUGGGGCGGGUGGUGCAGGGCAGCAGGCUGGAUUAGCCCUAAUUCCA